Ananas comosus (pineapple) is the source of this 1756-nucleotide messenger RNA. Its product is annotated as choline/ethanolaminephosphotransferase 1-like. Gene Ontology annotation, cellular component: membrane. Gene Ontology annotation, biological process: phospholipid biosynthetic process. The record is from RefSeq and is a predicted model, not a curated record. The transcript is spliced from 19 exons. The coding region runs from base 195 to 1364 and encodes 389 amino acids. Lineage: Eukaryota; Viridiplantae; Streptophyta; Magnoliopsida; Poales; Bromeliaceae. Gene Ontology annotation, molecular function: phosphotransferase activity, for other substituted phosphate groups.
CUUCCCCUCCACCUGCUCUCGUCGUCUUCCUCCUUUCUCCCCGUCCCUCGUCACCUCGACGAUCCCCGAACCGAGAUCCUAGGGUUUCCCGAUCCCUCUCGCGGAUCCACCUCGCCUCCGCUCGCUCCUUCGUUCUCUCGAUCGGUGGCGACGAUUUCGAUUUUGAGAGCUUCGAGGAGGGUGCUAUCGACCUGAUGGGUUAUAUAGGGCACCAUGGGGUUGCGACGCUGAAAAAGUACAAGUACAGUGGAGUGGACAACUCCUUGGUUGCGAAGUAUAUCCUACAACCCUUUUGGAGCCGAUGCGUCACUCUUUUCCCUCUUUGGAUGCCACCAAACAUGAUUACACUUACAGCUUUUUUGUUUCUAGUCAUAUCGGCACUUCUUGGCUAUAUAUAUUCACCUCGCCUAGAUACAGCACCUCCAAGAUGGGUCCACCUUGCUCAUGGGUUGCUUCUCUUCUUAUAUCAGACUUUCGAUGCUGUUGAUGGUAAACAAGCAAGACGUACUAACUCAUCAAGUCCUUUAGGAGAACUUUUCGAUCAUGGAUGUGAUGCACUUGCUUGUGCUUUUGAAGCUUUGGCUUUUGGAAGCACUGCAAUGUGCGGAAGGAACACAUUCUGGUUCUGGGUGACUGCAGCUAUCCCAUUUUAUCUGGCCACUUGGGAACACUUCUUUACGAAUACACUCAUUCUUCCUAUAAUAAAUGGACCUACAGAAGGCCUCAUGCUGAUUUAUAUCUGCCAUUUUCUGACAUUUUUAACAGGAGCUGAAUGGUGGGCACAAGAUUUUCGAAAGUCAAUUCCCCUUUUAAGUUGGGUGCCACUCAUUCCUGAAACCCCCGUUUACGGCAUUGUGCUGUUUCUUAUGGUUAUUUUUGGCGUGAUCCCAACUAUUUCGUCCAACAUCCGUAAUGUCCAUAAGGUUGUUGAAGCAAGAAAAGGAAGCAUGCUGUUGGCAUUAGCAAUGCUUUAUCCUUUUGGUGUGCUCUUGGCUGGAGUUCUUGUCUGGGCUUAUCUGUCACCUUCAGAUAUUAUGCGGAAUCACCCACAUUUGCUUGUAGUUGGAACUGGUUUUACAUUUGGGUUUCUAGUGGGAAGAAUGAUACUGGCUCACCUUUGUGAUGAACCAAAGGGUUUAAAAACUGGAAUGUGCAUGUCUCUGCUGUAUCUUCCUUUUGCUAUUGCGAAUGCUCUAACUGCUAUGCUCAAUGAUGGAGUUCCUCUGGUUGAUGAGCAUUUAGUUCUUCUUCUGUACUGCUUAUAUGCUGUGGGUCUCUACCUGCAUUUUGCUACUUCUGUCAUCCACGAAAUCACAAAUGCUCUUGGAAUCUACUGCUUCAGGAUAACAAGGAAAGAGGCCUGAAAGUCCGGGGAUUCAUUUUACUGCUCCUAUUGUGUUUUUAUCAUAUUUAAUGGUUGCCAACAGAGUAAGAGCUUUACGACUUCGACUUCACGUACAUCUAUACUUGCCUGGUAUUGGUGGUUUUGUGUGAAAAGAAAGCAACAUUGGUCUGGAUAUCUGAUUUAUGAUAGUAGUCUUGUCUGUGUUCGGUGAAUAAUAUGAUGAUUAUUGACGUUGUUGUAGGAGUAGAUGGAACUGAAAGUCAGAAAUAUAGGAAUUAAUGUUAAUUGAUAGCUGAUGUAUAUUCUUCGAUUAUGAUCUUAUGGUUUGAAUAUGAUUGUGCAUUGCUGUUAGUGAUUCGAUGGUAAUAUGAUACUAUCAGUUUUAUAUGCAAAGUUGACUCAUCUGAUGUA